AAAACCCGGAUUGUUUUCGUGUUUGUUACAGAUAAAGACAUGGAUGUUAGACAUAAUUUUUUAGAAUCUAUAUGCAUUUGGGUUUUUGAUUUUGCAAGUAAUUUUGAAAGGAUAGGUAGAGGAUUGUACUCUUAUUCAUGGUGGACUUAAAAUCCGAAUAGUUUCGUGUAGUGAAUUUGUGGUUGCAUCUUUCUUGAAUACCUCUAUCUUAUUCUUUUCUUAAUUGUGAUGUUAGGUAUUACAGUUUUUAGUACAACACUUGUGAUAGGAUCACCAAGCUUUUUCUUCUUGCCUCUUUAGCGUAUUUUUGGUUAUUUUUGGUUAUAGAUUAUAGAGGAAAUAAAUUUAAAUUAGUGUUUUGAACUUUAUGUUUCAUAUUGAUUUUAUUUUUAAGAAUUUAAAUGUAUCUCAACUCUCAAAUGAGUCUAGUUACAAUAUGUUUUACUUAGGUGAUGCUUAGUUUUCCCAUACCGGCAAAUUGAGCAUUAAAGUGAAUACCUGCUAGAAUGAUUGUGGUACUAUCAUGUACAGAGAUAAAAAGAGAUCAUGCCAUACAAGUUCAUUCCUAGUUAUAGUCAUCACAUUUCUGAAAUUAUAAGCCAUAUAAAAAAGGUCAAGAUAUUCCUUCUGAUUCUUUGGCCCUGUUGUUCAAACUUGUGGAUUGCUGGCUUCGAAGAUUCUUGCCCAGUUAAUUAUAAUGGGCUCUGGUAUAUUGGCUCGGGCUUUUGUUCAGGCAUACCGUCAAGCACUUGCAAAUGCUGCCAGAUCUGGUAUUACCCAGGAGACACUACAAAAUGCAGCCCGUAGUGUCCGCAAAGUCAUGACGGAGCAAGAGGCCAGGCAGAUUCUUAGUGUAAGUAAGGAAAGUACUUGGGAGGACAUAAUAAAGAAGUAUGAUGUUUUAUUUGAGAACAAUGCCAAGAAAGGGAGCUUCUAUCUUCAGUCAAAGGUUUAUAGGGCUAAAGAGUGCUUAGAGCGUGUCUAUGGAGUCAAAGGAGAGGGCAAUCCUCCUAGUUGAUAAUUCAUCAAGGUUAGCUCAGUUCACAUAGAGACACCUGUUUGUGAACCAAUUAUCGUCUGGUGAAUGGCGUCAAACAUUUAAAUAAUAUGCAUCAGCUGUCCUGCUUUUCCCCUUUCCUGGGUUCAAACGCUUAUUGAAAUUUUGUGUCAUCAAUGUUAAACGUUAAUGGUUGCAAAUAAGUAUGGUUUCUUACACCAUCUAUUUCGG
Messenger RNA from Durio zibethinus, 1228 nucleotides. The record is from RefSeq and is a predicted model, not a curated record. Lineage: Eukaryota; Viridiplantae; Streptophyta; Magnoliopsida; Malvales; Malvaceae.